Gavialis gangeticus (Gharial) is the source of this 3932-nucleotide messenger RNA. It is a transcript of the gene NXPH3, whose product is annotated as neurexophilin 3. The record is from RefSeq and is a predicted model, not a curated record. The transcript has 2 exons. Gene Ontology annotation, molecular function: signaling receptor binding. The coding region runs from base 884 to 1669 and encodes 261 amino acids. Lineage: Eukaryota; Metazoa; Chordata; Crocodylia; Gavialidae.
UUUCUUAAAAAAAAACCCCAAAACAUGGAUAGGCUGUAUACAGUAUUAAGUAGCUACUUUUAAUUCUGGGUUAAUGUAACAUCAAAAUAAAGCAGGGUCUGGAGAAAUGAAAUGCUUACUCUGCAUAAGCAAAACCCAGGAGGCAAAAGAGCCCAGGAGACAGAAGUUUCUCAGGCUGGUGCCUUGUAAAGGCUAUGUAGGGUGGAGAAAAAAAAAAGGCACUACAAAAAAUAGGAUCAUGCUGGCUGUAGGUCCUGAUAAAAACCAGCCAGGUGGGGUUUGCCCUCCCCAAAUGAGGGUCCUCUCCCCUUGCCACUCCUUCUCCCUUGCCAGCUGGAGGAAGGUGAUCUUUUGCUCCUGUGCACUGAGACUUUCCCUGAUUCUCCUUCCCGCUGACCCCUACCGUCCUCCAGAAGUGUGAGGCACUGAUGAGUCUCUGCUCUCCCAUCACAUCUGGGAAGCUUUCUCCGCAGAGACCUCCCCGAGCGCCCAAAGCCCUGCUCCCCGGGCCAGGCUGGUGGUGGGGACAGCCCUGCAAGGCAGGAGAGGGUUAAGCCUGGAGGUGCUGCUCAGAUCACGGUACCUGCCAGGGGGAGGGAGCUAACGGGGCGAGGGGAAGGGACAGGGGCAGAGAGUUUCCUCGAGUCUCCUCCAAAGGGACGCGGAGGGAGCAAGCCCGCGGCAGCAGCAGGUGAAAGCCGGGGAAGGGGCGGGUGCAGCCGGCCAGCCGCACAUCUGGAUGGGAGUUGCCAGGCGGAUCCGGGGAUGGGGGGGUCGUAGGAGCCGGGAGCCCAGAUUAUAAGAGGACCGAGCCCCUUUCCCCAGCCCUCCCUCCCCCCCAUUGCAGGCACCGAGGGGGAAGGAAGACAGGCACCGGCUGAAGAUGCAGCUGACUCGGUGCUGCUUCGUCUUCCUCAUCCAGGGAAGCAUCCAUCUGCUGGUGAUCUGUGGACAAGAUGAUCUAGGGGAGGAUUCAGAGCAAGGCGAAUCUGAUGCCCAAGACAGAUCCCAAGUGCAGAAGAAGGGACUUCGGCAAGAGCUGCCCCAAUUAGCUCAAGCCUUAUUUCAGAACUCUACUCUCCUGGAGCUCGUCUCAAGUUCACAGAAAUUCUGGGAAAUGCUGGACAAUGCAUCUGAGCUAGACCAGGAUCCACGUGCUAGAGGACGCAGGGACUCUGUAACAAAUACAGGCAAGUUUAAGAAAAUUUUUGGCUGGGGGGAUUUUUAUUCCAAUAUCAAGACAGUGAAGCUAAACCUCUUGAUUACUGGGAAAGUUGUUGAUCAUGGCAAUGGCACAGUCAAUGUCUUCUUCCGGCACAACUCCACUGGGCAGGGAAAUAUCUCCGUCAGCCUUGUCCCUCCAACCAAAGCUGUGGAAUUUGACCUUGAGCAGCAGAUCUUCAUCGAGGCCAAAGAAUCCAAGGUCUUCAACUGCCGAGUGGAAUAUGAGAAAGUGGAUCGUGCCAAGAAAACCACACUCUGUACCUAUGACCCCUCCAAAACUUGCUACUAUGAGCACACCCAGAGUCAUGUCUCCUGGGUCUGCUCUAAGCCCUUCAAAGUCAUCUGCAUCUACAUCACCUUUUACAGCAUAGACUACAGGCUAGUGCAGAAGGUGUGUCCUGACUAUAACUACCAUAGUGAUGUACCUUAUUACCCCUCUGGAUGAUAAACUUUUUCCAUCUCAGGGAUGGCCCAGAGACUGUUGUACUGUGGGGAAUGUUUUGCAAGCAGAAUUGGAGUACAGGGUUCUCUAGAAACCAGAGUUCUGAUGCAAACAGGAGGAAGAAGAGUACCUAUUCUCCCUAAAAGCCUGAGUGUUAGGGAAAGGAGUAAUAGAUUGAGGGUACUGGCAUUUCUAAACCUGACCCAGAUCCAUGGUCUUUAGAGACUAACAUAUGGGGGCAGGGCCCGGAUCUAGGCUACAGAUAAAUAGAACAUGGAACAUGACUGGGAUUCAGGUUUCUCAGUACAAGAAUACUUGCCUGGAUCUAGGUCAUAUUGUCACGAAACGGAAGUCUGGAUAUUGGGUAAAGAGGUCAAGAGAAGUAUGUUGACAGACAAGGAAAAGCAAAAAAGAAACACUGUGGCCCAGAUCAAGAGCAAGAGAUCUCUAUGAAGAUAAGGAUAUUAAUGGACAAAAGGUGCAGGGGACUUGUAAUAGUUCAUUAAAGAUGGCUGUAAGACAUCAUUGGCUAAUAACCAAUAUACUCUACAGAAGUAUGAGCCGGAGUUGAGUAUGAGGUCUCGCAUGUCUAAUACAGAUUUGGGUGCAGGUAUGUCCAGAGACUCAGAAAUUAAGGGCUCAGAAAUGCAAACAUGUUGGAGGGUCCUCCGACUCAGUGCGCAGUAAAGGGAAAAGGAACAUUAGAUUAUGUUAUUGAUGUUGUCAAGUCAAGGUGAAAUAACAGCUCUUCUCACCACAAGGUUUUCAGGGACUCUCGGCCACUCUGAGCAUCUGGAGAUUUUGCUGAAUCUCAGAACUGUGGAUUUACAGAUAAAGAAACUCUGGUCAAAUCUGUCAAAUACGCUGACGCAGUAUAUGAUUCAUGCCUUCCCUUCAUUUCACAACUAUACCCCUUAUCACUCCUGUUCCCUCCCUCCCAUCUGCGUCCUGUACCUUCUGCUCUCUGUCAUGUCAGUAUCCCCCAUUCUUCCUGUACAUUUCUCUCUCUCAUUUUCUCUGUAGCCGAUCUUCUUCUAUUCAGCAUUCAGGUCCAUUUCUUCUUCUUAGCCCAAAAUACUCUGUAGUUUCUGUAUUUCUUUGGUGAAAAGGGGGCGUGCGCGUGUAUGUGUGUGUAUAAAGUAAAGCUCUGACUGUAUUAUUUAAAUUUUACUUUUAAAAAAAAGAUGCUGUCCUUGAAAUGGAGAAUAAAGUUUCCCCAGUGCUAUGAAGGAAAGUCAGGUGGUUUUUUUUUUUAAUAGUUUUUUUAAAAUAAAAAAAACUCAUCUCUGCAAUGUCUUUUCUCUGGUUAAAGAAAAAAAAACCCUUGGUAGAUAAAUAAGGUACAAAAUUCAUGCCCUCUCAACCCUACAACAUGCCUACUCUGUUCUAUUCAGAUUCUUCAGCUACACUCACUCACUCUAAUAUUAAAGCCACAGAUCUACUUUUUUAUGAAGACUGGGACUUGAACUGCUGAACUUUAAAGCCAGGUGGGUUGCUAUUUCUCUGCAGAGGGGGGGUGCAUUUUGAAUUACGAAUUUAGCAUUCCUAACCUCAGAUCUCUUUCUUUUCAUGUAUGUUAGAACAGGCUCUUACUUUGUCUGCCCAUGCACAUAGUAAUUCUUUUAAAGAGGCCACACUUGUCCUCACCUCCAGAAGCCUACCUUUACUUCUUGAAGAUUUCACAGCUGCCCAGCAUUGUGUUGGGUUACAAGACUUUAUCCCAUCCAAGUUCUAAGCAACACUCAUAUGUAGGUUAGUUAUGCAUUAAAAUUAAAUGACACUUAAGGCAGCUUUUGUAAUCAGGUACGUUGGGGUUUUUGUUUAGACAAGUUCAGUGUUUUGAAAAGCUCUCUUAGUUCAUGCUGAACAAGGAUUAUCCCCCACCCCUUGCCCUCACCCCCAAGGUUUCAGCUUCCUUUAAAAAGAAAUACGUUAAACACUUUUCUCCCACCACAAGCAAACAAAAAUAAAAGCAAAACCAUAAGAAGUUGUUAAUUUGGAGAAUUAAAUGGCAAUUUUAAGAGCCAGAGGAACAAACAACUAGGCUAUAAAGGAAACAGCAUUUAGAAAGUGAUAUGGCAGGCCAGUGGUUACUAGGAGACCGGCACUGUCCAUUAUUGUCGAUUGGAAGGAGAGGAUUCUAACUAGCCAAGCAACAUAAGACACUUGGAAGAGAGAAUUUCACUAAGCUAAAGGGCAAACAAUAGAAAAGAUGUAAGCUAAAUACAGGUUCCAUUAUCUAUCUGGCUCGCCCCGCUUUGUUACA